CAGGGAGAGCUGUCCCCUCUCUCUCUCUCCCCCCGAGUGAGGGGUCAGUCCUCAGGGGGAGAGCUGUCUCCCCCCCGACCCCAUGAAGGGAGAGCACGUUUUCGGGUGUAAUGGAAAUAAUUUAAGCGUCUCUCUCUUACCCCUCUCUCCCUCUCUGUCUCUCUCUGUCUCCCCCUCUCUCUUUGUCUCCCCAUCCUGCUCCUUCCCUCCACCCGGGGGAGGCGGGGUGGCGGCUGUGACACAGGUGGAGAAGGUACAGAUGUUGAACGAAGACAUUGGGAAGUUACUGGCCCAGGCUGAGCUGCUGGGAUCGAAUGGGAUCGCAGACCAGUCACAGCGAGUCCUCGAGGAGGUUGACAGAUUAACGCAGCUGAAAAAGGAAUCCGAGCAGGAAUAUCGGAACAACAUCCCCACGUGUAGCCUGCAGCAGCAAAAGCUGCGAGUGUGCGAUGUGUGCGGGGCCUACCUGGGGCUACAGGAGAAGGAUAAGCGUCUCGCCGACCAUUUCAGGGGGCGCCUGCACAUGGGCUUUAUGGAGAUCCGCAGUAAACUCCAGCAGGUCAAGAAAACGCUGGCAGAGAAGUUGGGUAUGUCGAACAGUGAGUUCUCGCGGCACCGGGAUGAGAGACGCUCCGAGCGGAGGCCGAGCGAGAGGAGGCCGGAGGGUCAGAGCAGGCCGAGGCCCAUGAGGAGGAGACCCAUCUUCGACGAUCCCCGGGACAGACUUUACAGAGACGGCCCUCGCUUCGGCUUGUACCACACCUUCUGAGGCUGAUCGGCUGCGGCGGCAUCGCGGAGAGAAACAGAUGCUGACAGCCUCCCCUUUCUGGAUUUCACGUCUAUGCCCCACAUCCUCCAGGAAGGGGGCUUUGGAAAGGAGGCGUGUGUUGGGGGGAAGCGGCAGGGAGAAGAUGUUGUUUCUUUGUGGGACUGUUUCAGCUCAUUCUCUCCUCUCGGAGAUCUGGGCCACUUCUACUCCUGGUCAGGUCACGGUCACAGUUCUACCCCCUCACCCCACCCUACCCUGGGUCCUUUGUACAAAAUAGUUCCUGUGUUUGAUUCAUUUCUUUACGAAAUAAAAGUGAGGUUUUUUUUAA
This is a messenger RNA of Rhincodon typus (whale shark), 1097 nucleotides long. RefSeq names its product putative RNA-binding protein Luc7-like 1. The coding region runs from base 83 to 769 and encodes 228 amino acids. Gene Ontology annotation, molecular function: mRNA binding. Gene Ontology annotation, cellular component: U1 snRNP; U2-type prespliceosome. Lineage: Eukaryota; Metazoa; Chordata; Chondrichthyes; Orectolobiformes; Rhincodontidae. The transcript is spliced from 4 exons. Gene Ontology annotation, biological process: mRNA splice site recognition. The record is from RefSeq and is a predicted model, not a curated record.